Messenger RNA from Geosmithia morbida, 627 nucleotides. RefSeq lists its product as uncharacterized. The transcript has a single exon. Gene Ontology annotation, molecular function: carbon-sulfur lyase activity. Bases 1 to 627 code for a protein of 208 amino acids. NCBI's taxonomy places the organism in Eukaryota, Fungi, Ascomycota, Sordariomycetes, Hypocreales, Bionectriaceae. The record is from RefSeq and is a predicted model, not a curated record.
AUGACAGACUCAACAACCACCCGCAAGCGUCAUGCCUUUACCGGUUCGUGCCACUGUGGAGAUAUCUGGUACAUCGCUCACCUCAACUUCCCACACGACCCGCCUCCUUAUCCACGGGCUGGCGAGGCUCUGUACCGCUGCAAUUGUACAAUCUGCCACAAGGCCGGACUCUUCCACGUCCGCCUCGACUCAGCUCCGGAUGACUUUCUCCUCCUCUCGCCUCUCGACCCAUUCAAAAACCUGGGCGAUUAUCAGUGCGGCCAGAAGAUUCUGCACUUCUUCUUCUGCCGCACCUGCGGAGUUCGCUGCUUCACCUUUCUCGGCGAGGGUGAGAACGUCGACGUAAACUUAGACGCGGUUCUGGGAAAGAAGGGCGAGCAAGGGGAAACUGGGACUACUACUGUCAAGGCCUGGAGGCCUAAAAAGGACGGCUGGAAGGAUGAUCGAGUCAAGAACGGCGGGUAUCUGAGCGUCAAUGCCAAUACACUUGACCAGAUGCAGGACGGACUCGAUAUACGUGAAUGGUGUGAGAAAGGCUGGAUGUAUUAUAUCGAGCAGUUGAAUCCCGACGAGAAUGGGGCCGAGCAGAUGUCGUACGAUCGGCCAUUUCCUGGUGGUAUGUACUAG